Molecule: messenger RNA, 1200 nt
Organism: Zymoseptoria tritici IPO323
Lineage: Eukaryota; Fungi; Ascomycota; Dothideomycetes; Mycosphaerellales; Mycosphaerellaceae
Exons: 4
Coding region: 1-1200 (399 amino acids)
Source: RefSeq, a predicted model, not a curated record
AUGUCCAACGACUCCACCACUCGCGCAACUCUUGUCGGCAUCAUGCCCGAGCUAAGAAAUGAGAUCCUGCGCCUGCUACUCGAAGCCGCCAAUCUCCCACAAGAAAGCAAAGACGGCAAGAAUCCGGACACAUACGCCUAUAAAAUCCCCCAGAAAGUCAUCCCGCUGGCUCAAGUCAACAAGCAACUGCGCCGAGAGCUCCUUCCUCGCCUCUUUCACGGCAGGCGAUUCUCCUUCGUCAACACGAGAUUCGACACCUACAGCACGUUCAUGAUGCCGCGCGAUUGUCUCGCCCAGUGGUUCAACAGCUUCGGCGGCGGGCUCAGAUACGUGCGCUCAAUGACGAUUGUUACGCCGACGAGGAAUGGGUACUAUGACAGCCCGCGGUACCAGUCGAAUGGAAUAACUCGCCAUGACUAUCAGCUCAGAAUUGUGAUCGACGGAGAUUAUUUCUACCCGCAACUGCAGUCUGAGGUUGGCGUUACGCUCGAGAUUAAGCACAUGACCGAAGUCCAGGCUGUGGAAAUGGCUCUAGGAGGAGUCCGCGAAUUGAUCAUACGGCGAUUUGCAGAAGUGGGAAGAGUUUUGGAAGAGCGGCCAGGGGUUAUUCGUGGUGAAAUAGAAGAUCCCAUCGUUUGCUUGAAGGUGCCUUCGGAGCCCUCCCUGCUGAACUUAGCGAUUCAGUCCUCGAACCUACCAGUCGCCAUGACACUGCAAUAUCCGUUAAGCAUAAUAUUGGAUCUGCCACGCUUCGUAUCCAUCAUGCACGCCAACAAAUUUCUCCGCCGAGAAGUCUGUACCCUCGCUUACAGCAACGUCAACCUCUCCAUCACGGCCCGACUAGGAUACAUCCUUGCCAUCAUCCCGCAAAAGCUCCGAGAGGCCGUUCCAAUCUGGGCCCGAUACGUCCAAAGCGUCUCGGUGGAGGUGCCUUUGAAAUUGCCCUACUUCGAGCUGCCGAAGUGUGGUCGGUAUGGAGCACCGUUCAAGAUGACCCUCCAAUUCUAUGUUGGUGGUGAUGGAGGGUACCGCAUUUUUGGCGACUGCGAGUAUCAGGGGACUCUUUCGCAGAGGGCGGAAGCUAGGAAGUGGAUUGAAGUCCGGUGCAGAGAUUUGAAGCGGAUCAUGCUUGGUGCGCUGGAUGGAGGAACCUUCAGUUUUAGACAGGAAUGGGGAUCUCCGUUCAUACGGUUCGUGUAG